Messenger RNA from Neolamprologus brichardi, 1649 nucleotides. Lineage: Eukaryota; Metazoa; Chordata; Actinopteri; Cichliformes; Cichlidae. The record is from RefSeq and is a predicted model, not a curated record.
GACAAAGCCUUGCAGCUCCUUCGAGAAUCAGUUUUACAUUGCUUGCAGUCUCUCUCUCUCUGUCUCUCUCUUCACACUUUCAGUACAGUCUAGCUGAGUGGGUGAAAAGCAAGGAGUUCAUGAGAGAGAGAAGGAGAGAGAGAGGGGGGGGAAGGUGAGAGAGAGAGAGAGAGAGAGAGAGAGAGAGAGAGCAAGCGCAGCCACUCAUUCGUCCCUCACUCCAGGCUCUAAGUUUACAGGCAGCCAGGCAGAUUUUCUUGGCUUGGAUGCAGCGCUCAUGACAGGAUUAGGAGCCUGGGAUACAGGAUCAACCGGAGAUCUGCAGGUCCUAGUGGAUGAGCCCAGGUCAGAUUCUCACCCUGCACAGCAGUGACUGACCUGUAUCCCUUCCUCAUCCAACUUCCGAAACUGACCUGAUUGCCGGGCUCCAUCCUCUCCUCUCCUGUCAUGCGUCUCCUUGUUUCCCUCCUGCUCUUGCUACUCCUUGGAUCAGCGGAACCCCGGAGAGGCCCUCGGUCAAAGGCUGUGGAGAGGGGCGCUAGGGGCCAUGUACGGGGUAGAGGCAGGCCCGGCGUCAUGAGGCGUCAAACUGAGGUGUGCUUGGAAUACAUGGAGUCGGGAGAAAAAUACCUUGACUGCCAGGAUAGGCAGCUGACCACUGUGAUGCAGGACUGGCCCAAAGAUAUCCACCACCUACUGCUGGCGAGAAAUAGGAUUCAGGUUUUGAGGGACAACAUGUUUGCUCAGUUCACCCAGCUGAAGAGCUUUGAUCUCCAGCAGAACCGCAUCUCCAGGGUGGAGGAUGAUGCGUUCAGUGGCCUCUCCCAGCUCAAAACCCUGCUCCUCCAGCACAACCAAAUGACAACAGCCUCCGAGGAGGUCCUGCUCCCCCUACCCCGCCUUACUUAUCUCCGUCUCUAUGACAACCCAUGGAGCUGCCUGUGUCCCUUGGAAAGCUUGAUCAGAAAACUGCAGCUGCCAGGCAACCGCAACCUGGGCAAUUUCGCCAUAUGUGCAGAGCCUCUUUCACUGAAGGGUCAGAAACUAAAAAAGUUGACUGUAGACCUGCUGUGUGAGGAAGACAAGGGGCCAGAACCUGGAGUUGUAGAACGGCCAAAGCCUCCGCCAAAAAGGAAGCCAGAUGCCACCUCCAUGUGCCGCACAUACAUGUUUCCCAAACCGCUGCUGGACUGCAGCAACAAAGCUGCAUUUGCAGGCCUGCUGUACCUCCGUGAGCUUGACCUCUCCAACAACAGUCUCCAAUACUUCCAGUACAGUGUACUAGAGGACCUCUACUUCCUACGGAAGCUCUCACUGGACAACAACCCGUGGUUCUGCGACUACAACAUCCACUACCUAAAUUACUGGCUCAAGCACCAUCCUGGUGUCCAUCACACUGGCUUGAUCUGCUCAGGGCCGCCGGAGUUCAAGGGCUGGCGUGUCGCGGAUUACGUCAAGACCUACAACGGGGAAUGUCCUGUAGAUAAACAAACAGAAGGGACAGAUACAGGACAGGGGGCACAAGAACAGUCAGAAAAUGACGCACAGAAGCCAGGGAUGGACAAUAGUGAUGGACAGGGUGCAAAUCUUCCACAACACCUGAAAAAGGCAGCACCAAACAAAUUUAAAAUCAUCAGGCUGAGCUAAAA